This is a messenger RNA of Oldenlandia corymbosa var. corymbosa, 1062 nucleotides long. NCBI's taxonomy places the organism in Eukaryota, Viridiplantae, Streptophyta, Magnoliopsida, Gentianales, Rubiaceae. The record is from the annotation of a GenBank genome assembly.
GUGAUUGUAAAUGCUACCUUUUCAGUAUAAAUAUCGUAUUGAAGACCAAACUUAUUAGGGUUUCGGUUUCAUUUCUCCAAGAAAAAAAAAAUGAGAGGUUGUUUGGGUCGUGGUUUUGCGGUUGUGGUCUUGCUUGCUUUGGUUUUCAAUGGGGUAGUUUUAGGAGAUAAGAGUAAGAACGUGAAAGGUGCUGAAGAUGAUAAGCACUUGCUUUUUCAUAAGCCUCUCCCUCGGCCUCUUCCUCGCAUUGGUAGAGGAGGUUUAGGGCCGCAUGGGAUAUUUAGGAAGGGUUUUAAGCAUGGUGGACUUGGUGGAGGUUUUGGUGGUGGUGGCGGCCUAGGAGGUGGAGCUGGUGGGGGUUUGGGAGGUGGAGAUGGACUUGGUGGUGGAGGUGGGCUUGGUGGGGGUGGCGGUUUAGGUGGCGGAGGUGGUCUUGGAGGUGGUGCUGGAGGUGGGCUUGGUGGCGGUGGAGGAUUAGGUCAUUAUGGUGGUCUUGGAGGGGGUGCUGGAGGUGGUCUUGGUGGUGGUGGAGGAUUAGGCCAUCAUGGUGGUCUUGGCGGAGGAGCCGGAGGUGGUCUUGGUGGUGGUGGAGGAUUAGGUCAUCAUGGUGGUCUUGGUGGAGGAGCUGGAGGUGGCCUUGGUGGAGGAGCCGGAGGUGGUCUUGGAGGUGGUGCCGGUGGUGGACUUGGUGGAGGUGGUGGUCUAGGUGGGGGAGGCGGUUUAGGUGGAGGAGGCGGUGGCGGUCUAGGCGGUGGUGCCGGCGGUGGAGCUGGAGGAGGUUUCGGAGCCGGAGGUGGAGGUGGGCUUGGUGGUGGAGCCGGUGGAGGUGGAGGGUUUGGCGGAGGUGGUGGGGGAGGACUUGGAGGAGGUGCCGGUGGUGGAUUUGGAGCUGGUGGAGGUGUAGGUGGAGGAGCAGGUGGUGGAGGUGGCUUUGGUGGCGGAGGAGGAGGCGGCCUUGGAGGUGGAGGAGGAUUUGGUGGUGGUGCGGGUGGAGGUUUUGGUGGUGGAGCCGGUGGCGGUUUUGGAGGCGGUGGAGGUUUUGGUGGUGGCGGUGGCCAUUAA